Homarus americanus (American lobster) is the source of this 582-nucleotide messenger RNA. RefSeq lists its product as uncharacterized. NCBI's taxonomy places the organism in Eukaryota, Metazoa, Arthropoda, Malacostraca, Decapoda, Nephropidae. The record is from RefSeq and is a predicted model, not a curated record. The transcript has a single exon. The coding region runs from base 1 to 582 and encodes 193 amino acids.
AUGUUGACACGGGGGCCAGUGACCUCCGGCACCACGAGGGGAGAGGAGGCCUCCGGCUCUACGAGGGGAGAGGAGGCCUCCGGCUCUACGAGGGGAGAGGAGACCUCCGGCUCUACGAGGGGAGAGGAGGCCUCCGGCUCUACGAGGGGAGAGGAGGCCUCCGGCUCUCCGAGGGGAGAGGAGGCCUCCGGCUCUACGAGGGGAGAGGAGACCUCCGGCUCUACGAGGGGAGAGGAGGCCUCCGGCUCUACGAGGGGAGAGGAGGCCUCCGGCUCUACGAGGGGAGAGGAGACCUCCGGCUCUACGAGGGGAGAGGAGGCCUCCGGCUCUACGAGGGGAGAGGAGGCCUCCGGCUCUACGAGGGGAGAGGAGGCCUCCGGCUCUACGAGGGGAGAGGCCUCCGGCUCUACGAGGGGAGAGGAGACCUCCGGCUCUACGAGGGGAGAGGAGGCCUCCGGCUCUACGAGGGGAGAGGAGGCCUCCAGCUCUACGAGGAGAGGAGGCCUGGCUCAUGAGGGGGAGAGGAGGACCUCCGCCUCUACGAGGGGAGAGUGUGAGGGCCUGGCUCAAGAAGGGAGAUGA